UGGGGGAGUGGAGCCCAAGUUUCCAGGGGUUGGGGGCAGAGUCCAACUCAGGUCAUAAACAGAGCUGAUAGGAGACAGUCUGUGGAAAGGGCAAGAGUUGGGACCCAGCAUACUGUGAGUCAGGACCAAGGAGGUGAGCUGGUGCUUAGACAAAGCUCCACCUGACCCCCAUGGCCUUCCUGGUGGCUGGGACCCUGCAGGCGGCCUCACAGUUGGCUGAUGCUCAAGACAGCCUGGGGAGAAAGGGGGAAUACAGCCUGCAGGGUUCAAGAGUGGCCCUGACACUCAGCAGCCAUGGGGUGUCCACUGCUACUGUUGCUGCCCUGGACUGUGUGUUCCGGUCCCUGGGCUUUGAAAACUGUGAGAAGAGGAAGACCUCUGUUCAGUGCUUUCUUGAGGAGCUGGUGUGGUUUCGGGAGCAGCUGGAUGCCCACAAGGGACCUGUGGGCUGUGCCCUUGUAGCCUUAGUGGCCCCCAGUGGGCAGCUGAGGCACGUACAGCUGCUGGUCCGGGAGCUGAGUCACUGUGGGGCUCUGAGGGGCUGCCCCAAAGUCUUCCUCCUGCUCUCAAGUGGCUGUGGUGCUGCCCUGGAGCCCGGAGUCUUCCUCACUGGCCUGAGGGAGCUCUGUGGCCGCUCUCCUCACUGGUCCCUGCUGCGACUGCUGACAGAGCUGUUCUGCAGGGUAGCUGAAGAGUCUACUGGGGACACCUACUGCCYGUUCUUUCAGAGCUCCUUGAGGGGAGCACUAUGCCUGGGAGGUGUGGAGCCCUGGAUGCCUGAGCCAGAACCCAGUCCCAGGRCUCAGUAUGACCUGUUGGGGGUCAAGGCUGCCCUCCUCCUGGCUGUGAUCCAAGACCGGCCCGGAGCACAGCAUGAUGUGAAGGCACUGGGGGACCUGUGCCGGGCCCUGGGUUUCAAGAUCACCUUGAGAAUGGACCCUACAGCUCAGGACAGGAGGARAAUCAGCUCUGGGAAGCUAGACCUCCACAUCACCUCUAGUGAGCCCAUGCCAGGACUUGCAACAGGGAGUUAUGGCUUCCUCCCUGGGCCUGAGGUUGGAGGCAGAUGGAAGUUGGGUGGGCAGACACUGGAGAAGACAUCUCAGUCUCCUGAAGGACAGCCAGGGCCUGGGGAGGCUGUGGCCCAAGGCUCAACCUUGUCCCCACUCCAGGGGUUCCAGGCAGAGUUGGCUCAGUUCCGAGAGAAGCUGGACACCUGUAGAAGCCCUGUGAGCUGUGCCCUUGUGGCCCUGAUGGCCCAUGGGGGGCCACAGGGGCAACUGCUGGGGGCUGAUGGGCAAGAGGUGCAGCCAGAGGCACUGGUACAGGAGCUGAGCCACUGCCRAGCACUACGGGGCAGACCCAAGAUCUUCCUGCUACAGGCCUGCCGUGGGGGAAACAGGGACGCUGGUGUGGGGCCAGUGGCUCUCCCCUGGUAUUGGCGCUGGCUUCGGACACCUCUAGCUAUCCCUACACAGGCAGAUGUCCUCCAGAUCCAUACUGAUGCCCAAGGCAGCCCCUCCAGGGGCCCCAUUCCAGGAAGCUCUGAUCAAGCAGACAUCCUGACAGUUUAUGCAGCCACUGAGGGCUGUGUGGCCUAUCGGGAUGAGAAGGGCUCUGACUUAGUCCAGACGCUGGUGGAGGUACUCAGAGCCAACCCCAGGGGAGACCUCCUGGAGCUGCUGACCGAGGUCAACAGGCGGGUGUGUGAGCUGGACGUGCUGGGGCCAGACUGCAAUGAGCUCCGCAAGGCCUGCCURGAGAUCCGCAGCUCCCUCCGGCGCAGGCUCUGCCUGCAGGCCUAAGGGCCCUGCUACAGCCGCCCGAUCCACAACUUGACUUCUUCAGGACAAAGGGGCGGGCAGCUUGGGCAUGGGCGUUUAAUUGGCGUUCAAUAAAUACCUGUUAAUGAUUGCUUUGUGUGGGUCAGUGCCUGCUCUCGGGGAUCUGUGAAAUAAGUGUUAUGAUGGAUGUAAAGUGCUGGCACUUGGUAAAGGUGCAGUUGUGCCCCUCGGAACCAGAGGCGGGACUGGGACCUGUGCCCUGUGUCUCGGAAUUAGGAACCAACGUGGGCUGGGCUGGGCUGGAAGUAGGACCAGCCCGGGAGUACAUUCCUCUCUUCCUGGCGCUAGGGCCAUGGAAAUGAAGGAGAAACCGCCUCUGCCUUUCUGGCGGGCUCAGAUACUCUUGAAAGAGACGAUUGCAGAUUCACCAGUGAAGUGACGGGGAGAGCGCAGGAGAGCGCAGAGCAGAAGGCGGGCAGGUGCGGGAAGAAGUCAGAAGGGUCUCUAGGAGCCAGAGAAGAUACCUGGGAGAGGUUGGGGACCUGCAGGUUCAUCUUGAUUCGAACUCUCGGCGGGAGGCGAAACCUGCGCAGCAUCCCCACUGAGAACUCCGCCMGCAUUUGCCACGAAGGGUGGGUCUUUUUCUACUCUGAGCAUGCGCGUGGGCACAAUGCGCAGGCGCUUCAAUAYGCUUUAUAGAAAAAACUGAGUCUUCUGAGAUAGUGGGGCCGCGUGGCCUAAUGGAUAAGGCGUCUGAUUCCGGAUCAGAAGAUUGGGGGUUCGAGUCCCUUCGUGGUCGCUGCGGGUAAAUUUUUUCUAAUUUCACGGAAGUGUUUUCCUUCCCUCGGGACACUCUCUACAGUCAGAGGCUUUGUCCCCAAUCGCCCCUAGUCUGCCGCAUCUGCAGUUGAGGACCGGGGUCAAGGUUGCAGCACGGGCGACCAAAGGCGGUUGCCUGACCCCCGCGCACUGCCGAGCAGAGCCGCGCAGAACCGUGAACAGCGAGCUGUGCGGUUUACAGUUCAGGCGAUGAAAACUGACAGGCGAGGGAGGGUUCGGGUUCCUUGCGGGUGCGGUGGGGAGUUGCUCCUGGGGAAUCAAAGGAUAUGUGCAUGUGAAAACCUAGUAAAUUAUGUGAUCAUGGUUGCACAAUAAUCUGAAUCUAAUUAAGGCCACUGAAUUGAACACUUCUAAAUGACGAAAAUAACAAUUCUAUUGACGURCGCUCACUGUUCUAAAAUAUGUGGGACGAAAGCCGAUAGAUCAUCUCGGUUUCUGGCAACGAGGGGACCUUAUGGUUAGUGUAAAUGCACACCCAACAUUUUAAAUACUCACCGAGGUUGAGCUGACAUUUCGCUUGGAGAAUUUACCUGCUGAGCCCGCGUUCUCUCCAAGGACUCUGGCUAACGAACCCUCCGUGGCCAAUGGCGGGUGCCCCACCGCGAGGGCAACGCCGGCGACAAGGMCGCUUCAGCCCGAGUGCAGAGGCGCCCGCGGGCGACCUGGGGUCSUGCGGAGUCACCUUCUCCGCGGGCGGCUGUGACGUCGCAGUGGUUUAGUAAGAACUCCCGGGAGAGGAACUUCCCGAGGUUAAGAGACCCAAAGGGGAAGAGAAGAGCUACGCAAAGGCAGCGGGUGGGGCUCGAGCCCCCCGCCUCGGCUGCGACGCCCAGAUUCCACCGGCCGGGCCAGAGGGAAGCUAGAGGCUUGGGGCUGGCGAUCUGCUAAAACCACAAAAUAAGCAACAACUAACAACAAAGGGGCCCCACCAGGUGCUGGUCUGUUGCGGGACACUGGACAUUCAUGGUGCCCUCCCUCCCGCGUUGGGCCUCACAGACACCUUGUUUCCUGUACCAGCCGUCCCCGUGUUGCAGGGGUACCCCUGGAUUAAAGGGCUGAUCCUGGUUUGAACCUGGGAUCUCUGGCUCCCCCAGCGACUUGCAUACCACCUAGGCCGAUGCAUAACCCUAAAUAAAACUCAGUGUCGCACGUCUUUGAGCUCCUGCACAGCUGGGUCCCAAGGACGCCUGGGAGUGGGCGAGAUGAUGAACUGGAGCGCAGGUCGAGAAUCGAAGUCGAGGGAUAGGAAAAGGCCAGAAUGAGGUCACAGAGCCUAGCAAAAUUUUGCCGGAACCACCAAAAAUGAGGAAAAGACUGGUUCGAGAACAGAAAGCCGUUUAACUUGUCAGCCCCGGUGGCCUAAUGGAUAAGGCAUUGGCCUCCUAAGCCAGGGAUUGUGGGUUCGAGUCCCA
This is a messenger RNA of Urocitellus parryii (Arctic ground squirrel), 4036 nucleotides long. Lineage: Eukaryota; Metazoa; Chordata; Mammalia; Rodentia; Sciuridae. The record is from RefSeq and is a predicted model, not a curated record.